Messenger RNA from Rhipicephalus microplus (southern cattle tick), 3837 nucleotides. Its product is annotated as lysine-specific histone demethylase 1A pseudogene. NCBI's taxonomy places the organism in Eukaryota, Metazoa, Arthropoda, Arachnida, Ixodida, Ixodidae. The record is from RefSeq and is a predicted model, not a curated record.
UGAAGGCAGACAGAAAUUAGGUGCCUUUUUCCUCUUCAUUGUAACCACUACCACCACCACCAUUUGUGUUUUGUUGCGGACAACUAGCGGUGAGCGCGUGUUUUGUUGUUCGGUGCCCAUUACCUGCCGUUUGUGACCCCUGCAUGGAUUUCAGUGAAUCUAAAGUGUGUCGCUUUACUUCGCUAACAGCAUAGACUGUGCUGCGUUCUACGUUUACCGCUCGUGAAUAUACUUUUUAGGUUUUUCUUUUAAUUUUGUGCCGGUGGCGUCCGCGUCCCUGCAGUGUGUCCGCUGGCAGCCUGGCAGUGCGUGCGUUUUUACUGAACGAUUCCAAGCUGAACUGUCCCGUUACCUUUCUGGACAACGCGCGAAAGUGAGUUAACGAAAGGAAAAAAAAGACAACGCAGUCGGGCUACGCGUGCCUCAUUUCUGAACAGCGUUGUUCAUCCGUUGUGUGCUCGCGUGCUCAUCGGCGGGUUCGCGCGCCUCCACCGAACCGUUCAAGACCGCGAACGCUCGCUAGAAUCACCGGUGCUCAACUCGGUCACCAGUGUCGCAUCCUCAUGAACCCUUCGUGGAAUCGGGUUGCCGAAGAGCGCCGUCAGAACGCGGCAUCCGCACAAGCUAUGAUCAACGACCCUGCUUCAACCGCAAGAAGCGGCGGUGGUGGUGCCGACAUCGCGGCAGUGACUGGAGGACCAGUCGCUCCCGCGCCCAGAGGACCUACCACCGCUGCCGGCAGCAGCGGCAGCGCCGAUGAUCAAGCCCGUCGAAAGCCGCGCAAGAAGCGGCGCAGGGUGGACGUCAGGACCGACGGCGACCGCGCCGUCGACGGCACCUCAGACCUCCCUGACGCCGCCGCUGCCGAGAGCGACACGCCCGCCACGCGAACAACCGCCGAGAACGAAGUCGAGAACGAGGUCGAGAGCGAUCAGGAAGACCUGAGUGGGCUGGAGGGAGCCGCGUUCCAGAGCCGACUUCCCUUCGACAAGAUGACCGCGCAGGAGGCGGCCUGCUUUCCCGACAUCGUGCAGAGCGCGCUGCAGACGCAAAAGAUCUUCCUGCACAUCCGCAACCGGCUGCUCCAGCUGUGGCUCGAGAAUCCCAAGCAGCAACUGGUGUUCGAGAACGCACUGCCCCAAAUGGAGCCGCCGUACAACAGUGACGGCCCCCUGGUGCACCGCAUCUUCUCCUACCUAGAGCGCCAGGGACUCAUCAACUUUGGCGUCUACGAGAGACCCCCGCCGGGACUUCACAAGAAGCAUGGCAAGGUCAUCGUCAUCGGUGCCGGAAUCUCGGGCCUGGCCGCGGCCCAACAGCUGCAGCAGUUCGGUAUGGAAGUACUCGUGCUUGAAGCCAGGGACCGUGUCGGAGGUCGCAUUGCCACCUUCCGCAAAGGUGGCUACGUAGCCGACCUGGGAGCCAUGGUGGUCACGGGUCUUGGAGGAAACCCCAUCACCAUCCUCAGCAAGCAGAUCAAGAUGGAACUGCACAAGAUCAAGCAGAAGUGCCCACUCUACGAGUCCAAUGGCACCACUGUGCCAAAGGACAAGGACGAAAUGGUGGAGCGAGAGUUCAACCGCCUUCUCGAGGCUACGUCGUACAUGUCGCACCACCUGGACUUCAACUACGUUCAGAACAAGCCUGUGUCACUGGGACAGGCCCUAGAGUGGGUCAUCAAGCUUCAAGAGAAGAGUGUCAAGGAGAAGCAGAUCGAGCACUGGAAGGCCAUCCUGGAGCUGCAGGAAAAGCUCAAGGAAAACCACACAAAGCUCAUCGAAGUACGUGAGCGAGUCGAGGAGCUGAAUCGGAUUUACCGAGAGUCGGCCGCACAGAAGCAGCGCGAUGUCACUCAGGAGUUCGUCCACCGAAGUCGCAUCCAUGACCUAACACUCGUGUGUCGAGAGUGGGACCAGCUCCUCGAGCAGCAGAGGGAGAUCGAGGACAAGCUCGAGGAACUGGAGUCGUCGCCGCCCAGUGAUGUCUACCUCUCGUCUCGCGAUCGCCAGGUCCUGGACUGGCACUUCGCUAACCUAGAGUUUGCCAAUGCAACGCCACUCAACAAUCUAUCUCUAAAGCACUGGGACCAGGAUGAUGACUUUGAGUUCACAGGAAGCCACUUGACCGUCCGCAAUGGCUACUCCUGUGUCCCUGUCGCCUUGGCUGAGGGGUUGGACAUUCGCCUCAACACUGCAGUCAAGCAUGUCUACCUCUCCGCUACGGGCGUCGAAGUCACAACAACCAACACACGUACCAACACAGGACUGGCCACGUUCAAGGCCGAUGCGGUUCUUUGCACCCUGCCACUUGGAGUGCUUAAGCAGUCAAUACUCAACAAUCCCAAUGUACUCAACACUGUACAGUUCGUGCCUCCACUGCCGGAGUGGAAAGCAGCGGCCAUCGCGCGCCUGGGCUUUGGCAACCUGAACAAGGUCGUGCUGUGCUUUGACCGCAUCUUCUGGGACCCGAACUCGAAUUUGUUUGGACACGUUGGUAGCACAACCGGAAGCAGGGGCGAACUCUUUCUCUUCUGGAACCUCUACAAGGCGCCCGUGCUCCUUGCCCUGGUUGCGGGCGAGGCGGCGACCAUCAUGGAGAACGUCAGUGACGACGUCAUCAUCGGCCGCUGCAUCGCGGUCCUCAAGGGCAUUUUUGGGAACAGCGCCGUGUCACAGCCCAAGGAGACAGUCGUGACAAGGUGGCGCGCUGACCCAUGGUCUCGUGGUUCUUACUCGUUCGUGGCAACUGGCUCAUCGGGCAACGACUACGACAUCCUGGCCGCGCCCGUCACGCCCAGCUCGAACCACAUGACGCCAGCACUCCCACGACUCUUCUUUGCCGGGGAGCACACCAUUCGAAACUAUCCCGCCACGGUUCACGGGGCAUUGCUCAGUGGUCUGAGAGAGGCUGGGCGAAUCGCUGACCAGUUCCUGGGAUGUCCUUAUGCACCAAGCUGCAACUAAAGUGGCCUUACUUAAACCUGUCACUGACCGCAAAUGCACCGUCAUUCACCAACACUUGUAAAACUUAACUUUUUUGUACAAUGUUUGCAAAGUAAUGAACCUUGUAACCCAACUGCUUUAGUAGCCCUUAAAAGGUCUAUUCUAUAGUAACAACAGUGAAAGCAUCACUGAGAGGCUUAGCUAAGCAUAACCAUUUCAUCUAGACUUCAUGUUAUUAUUAAUCAUCAAGCUCAUCACAAGUCCGUGCCAGUUGUUCGUGUCCAUUCUAAUGUACCACAUGUGCUGUUUGCAUUUACAGUCACUUCAAAUCAUCUGCAAGUCCUGCUGCGCAACGCAUUUUGAGCAUAAUGAAUUUUUUGCCGUGGCUUAGUGUGUCACGCUGAUUGCUCAGGACAGCACUGCCUUUUUCCUUUUAUCUAAGAAAGAACGGCUUGCCCAGAAAGCACAAUAUUUUAGUUUAGAGCAGCUUUGUGUCAUCUACUUCAAUACAUUGUCUGAGCUCAUCUCACUCGAGUACUGCAGCUUUGUGCUUCCAUUAAACAAAGGCAUGCAUGGAUGUAAGGGAGAAACAUAGUGCCUGGUUGCAUGCAGUGCAACACUCACUGUACAAAUCAUAUUCUAGUUUCGUGCACUGAGUCUUCAAGUGGCAUAUCAUGGUACAAGUAUGAAAACAUUUCUGGGCAGUGCACAGUUGCUAAACGUUCACCGCUUCAUAUAGUUUUUGAUAUUGUGUUGGCAUGUUCAGACUAGUGAGAAAGCUGAUGUUGCAUUGGGAACAACGUUUGUAAAUCAGUGCUGGCCUGUAAACACUGAUUAAAUUGCUUAAUCUUUUAACAAGUUUUUUUGGGUGCAUUAAAAGCUUUUCGAAAUCACA